This is a messenger RNA of Sphaeroforma arctica JP610, 2172 nucleotides long. RefSeq lists its product as hypothetical. Gene Ontology annotation, molecular function: protein binding. The record is from RefSeq and is a predicted model, not a curated record. The transcript has 7 exons. Lineage: Eukaryota; Ichthyosporea; Ichthyophonida. Gene Ontology annotation, cellular component: P-body. Bases 88 to 2172 code for a protein of 694 amino acids. Gene Ontology annotation, biological process: deadenylation-independent decapping of nuclear-transcribed mRNA.
UAUAUAUAUAUCACCAGCCCACUAAUAGUGACGAGUCGGAUAUACUCUUUUCCAGAUCUCGCGUAACGUUGCGCUCAGCUUGCCAGUAUGGACGCGGCUGACGCGUUGAAGCGUAUGCUCAAUAUAUCCUCGCCGGAAGGGGGGGGACAAUCUCCGACGACACCUCAGAGCUCCGCAGCUAUUGAUUUCACCCAUUCAGAAUGCAGCCAUACAUUACCUUUGACAGGGGGCCAUAUCUCAGUGGUUGCCUCGCCAUCGUCCGCGGCAGCUCAGCGAUCGACCUCAUCUCCCAACAACUUGGAAGUGAUGACCUUCUCACUUUACAAUACUGCGCCAGAGGUUUAUUCCGGGCGAUUGGUGGCCAUGAACGACAAUUAUGUUGCCUACGGUGUUAAAUUGCGGGCUGGGUACGGUGUUCGUAUACUGCACCGCCACACCUCGCAGCGGGGAAUGGUACGGGACCAUCUCACGCCGUUGGUAGACAUGGCGUUCAUGGGCGAUACGUCCGAUGUCCUGGCGACUAUGGACCAGACGGGGCAUGUGAUAGUCAGUGCUGUAUCGAGUGGCGACGAUGCCUCGGCGGAUCUGAUUGUGAUGCGUGGGUGCCACAUCUACGACGAGGACAACCAGCAUGUCCCGCCGCAGAAUGCCUUCAGUUCCGGCGCGCUCGCCUGGCUGUCGUGCGACGGUCAUGGCCGUCUACUGGUAGGAAGAAACGGGUCGCGUGCGUAUGUGUGCGAUGUCUCAGCUCUGCGCGAGGCUGUGGGAGAACAGCCCAUCAACAUUAGCGCAGGACUGUUCAACGGCAUCCGAUAUGUACCGAACAUCUCGAACGUGACGGCUGUGAGCCCAAAUAGCGGUGGUACUGUUGCUCUCGCAGGGGCGGAUGGCACGGUGUCCUUUAUUGACAAGACGAGUUUGGAUGUGGUUGCAAUGACAACGGCGGCUAACCUUGGCUUGGACACGGUGGACCACAUGAGUUUUCUCGACGAAAACCACGUGCUUAUCUGUGGCAAUUCCAACUCGCAUGUGGUGCUUUAUCAUCUACAACAGCAGAGAGAGCUGCAGCGCUUGUCUUUUAAAGCUCCUGGAGGGGGAAUGCCGAGCUUGUAUGUGUCGGUAGAUGCGUCCAACCAGUACAUGUUACUGUCAGACACCCACGAGGCCACUCUCUAUGUCGUCAGCUUCGCAGGUGCCGCCGAGAAGUCGUUUUCCCAAAUCCGGGAGUUCAACAGUACUCUGCCUAUGCUGAGCUUUGUGUGUGCCGCAGCUACUGUGGGAGAAACUGAGGACAUGAGUGACAACGCCGAAUACAACCAGAUGAAACAGGAAACACGUAUUGUAGUAUUCACAGCCCAAUCAAAAGCCAUGCAGCAGCUCACUCUACGUUUCCCGCCAUCCUCAACCAAUGAAAAGGCAGAGGUGGCCACGAACGCUGUUGACCAAUCAGAUAGCGAGGAAGUCGACGGAGUGUUGCAACAGACAGUGACCGCACUUACACCUGGCGCAUUCACUCAUGACGGCGGUGAUAAUACAGCUGUAGGUAGAGAUAACAGCGGUAGGGAUAUCGAUACGGUUAUUCAUGCCUCGGGAGACGGUUUGGAGUUAGAACAAAGUAUGAGCGCCACAGAGGGCAUUCCUGUGCUCACCCCCACAAAUAUCAGACAACAGAGCAAUGAAUCCACUCCCAGGCACUCACACACCCAGACACCCACUGGCACGAUCACCCCAACUCCUUUACCCGAACAACCAGUACUACCCUCACUUGAUGCACCUGGUGCACAAGGACGAGAUAGAAGUACCGAUCAUCUCGUGGUAGCCUCCAAUAGUCCCCCGCAGGUGCAUGUGGCUGCCACCCAGGACAAGGCACACGCGCACACACAGCAGCUACAAGGAGUGACACAGCCAAUUCAAAAACAAUCACAUGGUGGUAACUCCCCGUCACAAGCACACGCACGUGCACACGAACAUGUCAACGCUAUAGCCAAUGCGAAUGCAGGUGCGCAACCGCAGAUACAGAUACUUAAGAGAGGCGAGGAUGCUGGCCAAGUGACCGCUGCGGCUACUCAUUCUCCACCACCAAAGUCCGAAUCGAUACGGUUAGUGCAUACAGAUUCGCGCGUGUGUUUAUUGUGCUUAAAUAUGAUGUAUGUGAACCGCAGGAAGGCGUAA